Molecule: messenger RNA, 1424 nt
Organism: Rubroshorea leprosula
Lineage: Eukaryota; Viridiplantae; Streptophyta; Magnoliopsida; Malvales; Dipterocarpaceae
Source: the annotation of a GenBank genome assembly
CGGACAGAAAUUUGUAGCACAUUUUCAACAUAUCUCAAACAUCUUCUCUCCAUUUUUGCUUAGUUGUUUCGGUUUACCUUCUCCGGUAUUCUUCAAUUUUUAAAAAGUUUUGAAGAAGAUCUAUCAUGGGUUCGAUUUCCAUCCUUUAUGUGUAACCGGAAGACAAUCGCCCUGAAUACAGGACGGUUAAGUCGCGGAGUUUGCCAUGUAACAAAGGCAUGAAAGACGGGAAGAGGCUGCCGGCGUGAAUGAUCUUUGAUGGGGUCUAACGGUGGCAGGGCCUGGCUCUUCAUCUUCGUAGUCUUCUUCUUUUCGUCUUUCUCUUCAACCGUUGAUUGCUCCGGCUACUACGAUCCCAUUGCUUUAGACGCUUUAAUUCAUAGUUACGCGAAUCAGACAUUGUCAAAGCAGCGGAAGGGCGCUCUGUACAAUGUUCCCCUGCCUUCAAAUUUCUCCGGAACGAACGUCUCCGUCAUCAGGCUACGCAGCGGCAGUAUCUGGGGAAGAGGUGCCAAUCUCGGUUGGCUGACUAUCCCGCCGAGGGUUAAAACGAUACCGUACACUCAGAGAAUCGCCGUGGUGUAUCAGAAUUUGGGUAACUUGUCCUCCAAGUACUAUCAAGUCCCCGGAUACAACGUGGUUGCUCCGGUCAUCGGAUUCAAAGCCUACGACGUCUCAAAUAUAAGUGCAUUGGGCGAUCAAGAGCUCGCCUUCAAUAUCACCGCCGAUCCAAUUUCAAUCCAUUUCCCCGAUGGAACGGAAACCCAAAACAAAACGCUUCAAUGCGUUAAGUUUAGGGAUGGUGGGUCGGUGGAAUACUUGAGAAAUUUGACGGGGCCGAACGUGUGCACAACUCUCGAUCAGGGGCAUUACACUCUCGUCGUUGUUUCUUCUCCGUCAAGAGGGUCGGAGGAGAAGAAGGGGAGAUUGUGGAGAUGGUGGGUGAUCGGGUUCGCAGUCGGGUUUAUUGGGUUGGUUUCGUUGAUUCUGGUCGGAGUAUUGGUCGUUAAACUAGUUAGACGACGGAGAAUCAGAAAAAUGGAGAAGGAAUCGGAACAAGGUGUGGCCUUGGACCCAUUUUGGAUUAGUGGAAGCAAAAUGCCUUCUGCAUCAAUGUUAAGAACACAACCAGCCCUUGAUGACAAUGAUUCCGUUCCUUGACAACAAUAACACAACUCCUUUUGUUUUUUAAUUUUUUUUCUUCGAAAUUCUUAAGGUUUAUGUAGGAAGAUUGUGCGGAUUGUAGUUUGUGCUAUUCCCAGCAAUUCUUACAUUUUUGUUUGAAUGGUUGAGAAAGAUGCUUUAUACACUCUUAUUUUCCUACAAAUGAUAUGUUGAAAAAAGGGUUGUAUGAUUAGAUUAUACUGGAUUAUAUAAUAAGUUAUUAGAUAAAGUAAAUCUCUUAAUAUAUGAGAUUGUUUUUU